Lolium rigidum is the source of this 1809-nucleotide messenger RNA. RefSeq names its product myb family transcription factor IPN2-like. Bases 243 to 1283 code for a protein of 346 amino acids. Lineage: Eukaryota; Viridiplantae; Streptophyta; Magnoliopsida; Poales; Poaceae. The transcript is spliced from 6 exons. Gene Ontology annotation, molecular function: DNA binding; DNA-binding transcription factor activity. The record is from RefSeq and is a predicted model, not a curated record.
UCAAGAAAGAGGACACCCGAGGAGAGUACCACCACCACUACUAUCUCUACUACUAGGACGACUACACCGUCCGGUGCCUCGUUCUGCGUGCGGGAGCGAACCCUAUUCCUUGUUCUUGAAUCUCUUCCAAUUCUGUAGCAGAGAUCGAUCAGAUCGAGGAGAGGGAAAAAGCAGUGGGAAUUACCCUCCCAGGAGACCUCUAGAGAGAGAAAGAUUUAAGAGGGGGAGAGAGGGAGAAUAGAAUGUUCCCUUCCUCCAAGAAGCCCAGCAGCACCACGGUGAGCUCGUCACUUAAUGAUCGGGCUGCCGCCGCAGCGUGCGUGCAAGCCGGCGACUCCGGGCUCGUCCUCACCACCGACCCCAAGCCCCGCCUCCGUUGGACCGUCGAGCUCCAUGACCGCUUCGUCGACGCCGUCGCGCAGCUCGGAGGCCCCGACAAGGCUACUCCGAAGACUAUCAUGAGGGUUAUGGGAGUCAAGGGUCUCACGCUCUACCAUCUCAAGAGCCAUCUUCAGAAAUUCAGGCUAGGGAAGCAGCACAAGGAAUUUGGCGAUCAUCACUCCGUCAAGGAAGCCAUGGAGAUGCAACGAAAUGCAGCGUCCUCUUCGGGUAUGAUGGGAAGAAACAUGAACGAUCGCAGCACGCACAUGAACGAGGCACUAAGGAUGCAGAUGGAGGUCCAACGAAGGCUCCACGAGCAGCUAGAGGUGCAGAAGCACCUCCAAAUGAGGGUGGAGGCCCAGGGGAAGUACAUGCAGUCCAUCCUAGAGAAAGCCUACCAAACUCUGGCGUCUAGCGACUGCGCCACCUGGCCUGCAGCUGCCGGGUACCGAUCUCUGGGCGGCACCCAGGCGUCAGCGGUGCUCGACGUCGGCGGCUCCAUGAGCUUCCAGGAUCUGACCCUGUACGGUGGGACCUCGAGCCAUCUGGACCUGCAGCAUCACAUGGAGAUAAGGCCAACAAUGGCCAUGGAUAGCUUCUUGGCGUUCAAUGAGAGCUGCAUUGGGGCAGCAGACAGGAGCUGCUCCACUGGGAAGACCCCGAUGAUGUGGGGCGACGGCGAUGAGCAGGCGAAGAGUGGUGAUGACCUCCUUCAGAUGGCACCAUCCUCGUCGAUGAUGAUGGAUGCUGCCGGUGGCAGUGAUGGCGGAAUGGAUCCGAUCAUGUCAUUGUCUGGCGACUCCCUGGGUAGUAAGGGCUUUGAUGGCCCGAUCAGCUCCAAGCUUGAGAUGAGGGCGUCUCCACAACAAGUAGGAAGUGAGAGGAACUUGUCCUACGGGUAAACGGUAAUAAAUAUCUGAAAUAUAUUAUUGUGUUUUAUUCUUCAUUGAAAAUAUCAUUACGAGGUACUAGGUCUGUUCUAAAAUAUAAGAUGCUUUGAUAGACUAUUUAGCCUACCAAAACUUCUUACAUUUUGGUACAGAGGUAAUUAGUUAAGUUAAUGCCCUGUUGUCAUGGACCAAGCUUGACUGGCUCUUUUGCUAAGAUCAUAAAAUAAGCAUGGUAUGAGUUGGGUGUAUUAGUGGUAUAUGGUUAAUUGGUUAUGUUAUAUAUUGAUCAGACCUAUAAGUAGUUGAGAGAGGGGGGUCUGGGACAUGAUAAGCUUGGUGAUGCCGUAUUUCUUUUUUUAGAGUAUGUAAUUGUGUGUUUAGAUGACAAUGGUUGAAGUUUUGUAAAUUUUAUUUUCGAUGUAAGAGCAUGCCUCGGGUGCGAAACAUGCUUCUAUUCUAAUUCUUUUUCGGUGUAUGUAUUAACAAUAAUAGAGAAAAUAAAUUCUCUGAUAUUUAUUGGAGUUACAAUGUUUUGUUA